AUGAGGCAGAACAACGGCUUCCCCGAAAACACAAGGAACCAGCAAGUUCUUGAAGUGGCUCCAUUGAACAGUUUACCCUACACCGGUCCAAUAGCUGGUCAUACAUCCAUGCCAGUUAACAGGGAGAAUGAGAAUACAGAGAAAGGAGAGCCGGCAAUGAUAUUUAUGCCUUCUAAAUCAACUCCAGAGUUUGAUAACUUAAUCACUCAAACAAAAACAGGAGUUGCCCUCACGGGAAGUGCAGCCAUGGGAAAGAUUGGACCAACGAUUGGUUUGGUGGAUAUUGCUGAGUCCGAUGACGCAUACUAUUUCCGUGUUUCACUGCCUGGUGUUUCAAGAGAUGAAAAGGACUUCAGCUGCGAAAUAGAACCAGACGGUAAGAUUCUGAUAAAGGGAGCAACAACGACGGGGGAGAAGACAGUCUGCAAACACAAUCAGAUCUUCACGAUGCUGACACAGAACUUAUGCCCUCCAGGCCACUUCACCAUCUCUUUCCAGCUUCCGGGUCCUGUGAGCAAUGAAGAAUUCAACGGUAAUUUUGGGUCAGAUGGUGUUCUUGAGGGCGUAGUGAAGAAGCUGUACUACGAAGAGUGA
Molecule: messenger RNA, 594 nt
Organism: Arabis nemorensis
Lineage: Eukaryota; Viridiplantae; Streptophyta; Magnoliopsida; Brassicales; Brassicaceae
Source: the annotation of a GenBank genome assembly